Molecule: messenger RNA, 5523 nt
Organism: Knipowitschia caucasica
Lineage: Eukaryota; Metazoa; Chordata; Actinopteri; Gobiiformes; Gobiidae
Source: the annotation of a GenBank genome assembly
AUGCGGCAUGUACAGAAGCGCCGCAGCUCUGAGCCGCUGCCUUUUCAAUCCAAAUGUGUGAGAAGAGAGAGCGAGGGUCCUUCAUCUGCAGACACAGAUGGGGGACUCUCCAGUGGGGAGGACAGCAGUCAUGGAAGUGAAAACCAGCUGGAACUGGAUCUGCGCAGGACGUCCCGCAAACACAACCUCACACAGCAGAACGUGCGCAACAUUCUCCGGGAGGUGAUCACCCAUGAGAAGGUGGUGGACAUGAUGAAAGCAGCAAUCCGGGACACACAGGACCUGCCUCUGUUCGAGCCCAAAAUGACCCGGUCCAGACUGAAGCAGGCCGUGGAGCAGGGACAGAAAGUGAACUGGAGCCUCCCGGGGGUUGCAGCCACUAACAGGGCCUCGGGCUUCGUGGACAUGGAUUUGGAGGAAGAGGAGGACACGUCUGAUGAAGAGUACUGUCCUGAUGAAGAGGAGGAGGAGGACACCACAGACGAGAUGCUGUUGAGUGAUGGAGACAGUCUGGCCUCUCCCCUCAGACUGACCUGUCCCCAGAACCCAGACCAGACCCAAGUCCAGACCCCAGUCCAGACCCCAGCUGGGACCACACAGGGGACCACAGGGACCGCAGCAGAUCCCGGGACCACAGAGCCUUUCUCGGACCCCCUCACAGACUCCUUCAUCGACCGACUGAACGCUGUGGAGGAGGAGCUCAACUGCAGCUCUGACUUCUACUACCAGGAGGACCCUCUGGCCUGUCGUACACGCUCAAAGCUCCCCCUGGUGGACGUUCCCAUAAACCGUCUGGAGGCGGAGCUUCUGGCCCCUGACAUCACAGCCGACAUGUACGGCAGCCCCACACAGAAGACCAGGGACCCACACUGGACCCAGUGGCUCCAGGGUCUACUGGCCCCAGAGAACACAGAGGAGGCAGAGGAUGAGGACGACCCUGAGUAUAACUUUCUGGAGGACGUGGAUGAACCGGACAUGGAGGACUACAGGACCGACCGAGCCGUGCAGAUCACGAAAAAGGAGGUGAACGAGCUGCUGGAGGAGUUCUUCGAGACGCUUCAGGAGCAGGCGGCUGAGGAAGAGGAGCGUGACGAAGCCGAGGAGGAAGACUUGUGUGUGCCCGGACCAGAGUUCAAAGUCCCUCAGUCUGUUUACCCUGAGGAUCAACAGAAGAAUGUGACGAAGCCGAGUCAGCGACGAAGAGUUCUUCAGGACACAACCAACACCACACAACCCCCAGCACUGAACCAGUCCAGGAGCCAGGGACCCCAGCCUCAGCUAUCAGCCAGCCAGGGGCCCCAGCCUCAGCCAUCUGCCAGCCAGGGGCCCCAGCCUCAGCCAGCUGACAACAAGGGGCCCCAGCCUCAGCCAUCUGCCAGCCAGGGGCCCCAGCCUCAGCCAGCUGACAACAAGGGGCCCCAGCCUCAGCCAUCUGCCAGCCAGGGACCCCAGCCUCAGCUAUCAGCCAGCCAGGGGCCCCAGCAUCAGCUAUCUGCCAGCCAGGGACCCCAGCCUCAGCGAUCUGCCAGCCAGGGGCCCCAGCCUCAGCUAUCUGCCAGCCAGGGGCCUCAGCCGCCUCUCAGCUCUUCUGGGACCCAGCCUCAGCCUUCAGCCUCAGACCCUGUGAUGGAGACUGAGACCCUAACGCUGCGACUGAGCGACCCCCAGAGGAAACAUCUGCAACAACAGAUCCAGCAGCACGUCCAGCUGCUGACACAGGUCCACCUCUUGACCAAAGACAUCCAGGCUCUGCACCAUGAAGCCGACAUCACCAGAAACUUCCUGGGGGAGCUGGACCUCUUCUGGCAUAUUCUGUACUGGACUCUUCUCUCUUCUGCAGGCAAGUUGCUCAGUGGGUUGUUUGCUCAGAAAUGCCAACACGUCCACGUCACCAAAAUCACUGGGACACACAACACAGAGGCUCUGCACCGACCCCCCCUCUGCCUCCCUGCUGCAGCCUCUGAUGGUGCCUCUGCUGGGGCCGUGAAGCGCUGGCUGCCCUCCAUGACCCCCAUCACCAGCGGUCGCUCUCGCCCUCGCCGCCUCAGACGCAGAGGUCAGGACAGACUGAGUAAAGACGCCUCUAAACUGCUGCUGCUCUACGACCAGAACAUUCUGGAGAAAGACCCGCACCGAGAGAGCAAGGACACGGCCUUCGCCCAGGGCUACCUCAGCCGGGUAAGACUGGACCUCAGACACAGGACCUCAGACACAGGACCUCAGCCACAGGACCUCAGACACAGGACCUCAGACACAGGACCUCAGACACAGGACCUCAGCCGGGUAAGACUGGACCUCAGACACAGGACCUCAGACACAGGACCUCAGCCACAGGACCUCAGACACAGGACCUCAGACACCGGACCUCAGACACAGGACCUCAGCCGGGUAAGACUGGACCUCAGACACAGGACCUCAGACACAGGACCUCAGCCACAGGACCUCAGCCACAGGACCUCAGACACAGGACCUCAGCCACAGGACCUCAGACACAGGACCUCAGACACAGGACCUCAGCCACAGGACCUCAGCCACAGGACCUCAGCCACAGGACCUCAGACACAGGACCUCAGCCACAGGACCUCAGCCACAGGACCUCAGACACAGGACCUCAGCCACAGGACCUCAGCCACAGGACCUCAACUGGGUAAGACUGGACCUCAGACACAGGACCUCAGACACAGGACCUCAACCACAGGACCUCAGCCGGGUAAGACUGGACCUCAGACACAGGACCUCAGCCACAGGACCUCAGCCGGACACAGGACCUCAGCCACAGGACCUCAGCCGGGUAAGACUGGACCUCAGCCACAGGACCUCAGCCACAGGACCUCAGCCACAGGACCUCAACCACAGGACCUCAGCCACAGGACCUCAGCCACAGUUAGACCUCAGGUGUACGAGGCCCUGCAGGACUCCCCGCUGCACAUAGAGCAGUUUGUGUCUCUCAUGUCUCAGUUUGAGACAGUGAGGGAGAUGCCGGGCGUGGUCUCUCUGUUCCGGAGGCUGCAGUGCAUUCUGGGAAAGCACACAGACCUGCUGCGAGACUUCGCUGCGUUCCUGCGACCGGAGCAGGCGCUGGAGUGCGGCCUGUUUGAGGAGCAGCAGGCCUUCGAUCGCAGUCGCCGCUUCCUUCGACAGUUGGAGAUCAGCUUUGGAGAUAACCCCUCCCACUACCAGAAGAUCAUCAAGGCUCUACAGAUGGGACCAGACCUGAGUCCUACCAGCGUCUGUGAGCUCCACGGCUCGUGCCGCUGUCCUCACCCCUGUUCUCCCCCUGUCCUCACCCCUGUCCUCCCCCUGUCCUCCCCCUGUCCUCCCCCUGUCCUCCCCGUCCUCACCCCUGUCCUCACCCCUGUCCUCCCCCCUGUCCUCCCCGUCCUCACCCCUGUCCUCACCCCUGUCCUCACCCCUGUCCUCACCCCUGUCCUCCCCCCUGUCCUCCCCGUCCUCACCCCUGUCCUCCCCCCUGUCCUCCCCGUCCUCCCCCCUGUCCUCCCCCUUGUACUCACCCCUGUCCUCAUCCCUGUCCUCACCCCUGUCCUCCCCCCUGUCCUCAUCCCUGUACUCACCCCUGUCCUCCCCCCUGUCCUCACCCCUGUCCUCACCCCUGUCCUCACCCCUGUCCUCCCCCCUGUCCUCAUCCCUGUACUCACCCCUGUCCUCCCCCCUGUCCUCCCCCCUGUCCUCAUCCCUGUACUCACCCCUGUCCUCCCCCCUGUCCUCCCCCUGUACUCACCCCUGUCCUCACCCCUGUCCUCCCCCCUGUCCUCAUCCCUGUACUCACCCCUGUCCUCCCCCCUGUCCUCCCCCUGUCCUCACCCCUGUCCUCACCCCUGUCCUCCCCCCUGUCCUCAUCCCUGUACUCACCCCUGUCCUCCCCCCUGUCCUCCCCCUGUCCUCACCCCUGUCCUCAACCCUGUCCUCACCCCUGUCCUCACCCCUGUCCUCACCCCUGUCCUCACCCCUGUCCUCACCCCUGUUCUCAUCCCUGUACUCACCCCUGUCCUCACCCCUGUCCUCACCCCUGUCCUCACCCCUGUCCUCAUCCCUGUCCUCAUCCCUGUCCUCACCCCUGUCCUCAUCCCUGUCCUCACCCCUGUCCUCAUCCCUGUCCUCACCCCUGUCCUCACCCCUGUCCUCAUCCCUGUCCUCACCCCUGUCCUCACCCCUGUCCUCCCCCCUGUCCUCACCCCUGUACUCACCCCUGUCCUCACCCCUGUCCUCACCCCUGUCCUCACCCCUGUACUCACCCCUGUCCUCACCCCUGUCCUCACCCCUGUCCUCACCCCUGUCCUCAUCCCUGUCCUCACCCCUGUCCUCACCCCUGUCCUCACCCCUGUCCUCACCCUGUCCUCACCCUGUCCUCACCCCUGUCCUCACCCCUGUCCUCACCCCUGUCCUCACCCCUGUCCUCACCCUGUCCUCACCCCUGUCCUCACCCCUGUACUCACCCCUGUCCUCACCCCUGUCCUCACCCCUGUGGUCGUGUUGUUGCAGCUGCGCGCUCAGAUGACGUCGCUGCUGAAAGGACACACUCACCUUCAGUCCGAGCUCUGGGUCUUCUUCGACGACCUGCACCCUCCCCCCGCUCAGCCCGGCCAGUUUGAGGAGGCGCAAUGGCCCGAGGAGACCGAGGGGAGGGAGGGGAGGGAGGGGAGGGAGGGGAGGGAGGGGGGAGACUCCGGCGGCUUCGAGGAGGUCACUCUGCCCGAGCUGGAGGAAGAAGAAGACCGACCCAAACUCCAGCACAUCCCAGUGAGACAGAGGAGGAAGGACGACAAGUGCGACGACUGGUCGGGGAAACCCUGGAUGUGUCUGUGUCACGAUGGAACCAACACCAGCAAACACCAGAAGAAGAAGUGUCCCAGGUGUAAGGUCAGAGUCGUGUCCAGGGCCAUGAAGAGCCUCCACCCGCUGUACUCUCCGAUGAGCUGUGAGAAAGAAGCCAGUCCUCAGCCAGAGCUGAGUGUUGCAUGCUGGGAGGACGAGGAGAAAGAGGACACGGAACAGACUGAGGCUCUGUCUGCUGCCGGGCAGUCCCACACCAUCCUCCACGCAGCCUGUGUCUCCCCUCGACUCCCCCCUCCGCAGCAGAGACUCCCCCCUCAGCAGCAGAGACUCCCCCCCUCAGCAGCAGAGACUCCCCCCUCAGCAGCAGACACUCCCCCCUCAGCAGCAGACACUCCCCCUUCAGCAGCAGACACUCCCCCCUCAGCAGCAGACACUCCCCCCUCAGCAGCAGACACUCCCCCCUCGGAGCCUGCGGUCUGCGCCAAGAACAUGUCUCUGACCCCAAGCGGAGAGAAGGUCAUUCUAUGGACCAGAGAUGCAGACAGAGUGAUCCUGACUCACUGUCAGCAGGAGGGCGCCAACCCCAACACCUUCCACCAGGUGUCCACAGAGCUGAGGAACAAGACCCCAGAGCAGGUUUCUCAGAGGUUCCAGGAUCUGAUGCGGUUGUUUCACACAACGGCGAGAACCAGCAACACUGAAGAACCAGCAACAACUAAACCCGAUUGA